UCGUGACAUUCCAGCCGACAGUCAAAUUUUGUUUUCGUACACAAAUUUUUCGUUUGACUUGAGUUAUACGUUCUUAUAGGAUAUAUAAAGCACUACAGAUAGAAGUAGGUACUAAUUACCACUUGAAGCUAGCAACCGCGCUUUCGUACAGCCCACAAUUACAAAAACAACAUAACGACAACAAUAAACGUCAACUUCCGUUUGUGUGUAAGCUGAACUUUGCCUGCUCUCUGCCCCGGUUCCGCUGCAAUUCCUACUUUCUGAUAAAUAAAAAACACAAGUAAAAGUAAAAAUGUCUCAACCUGUUGCAUUCCUCACGCGCAAAGAAACAUUCAGUGCUUGUCAUCGUUUGCACAGCCCACAACUAAAUGAUGCCGAAAAUGCUGAAGUCUUUGGCAAGUGCAAUCAUAUAAAUGGACAUGGACACAAUUACACUGUUGAGGUGACAGUACGUGGUCCCAUUGAUAUAAGCACAGGCAUGGUAAUGAACAUUACUGAAUUGAAGACUGCAUUGGAUAAGGUGGUUUUCAAGAAUUUGGAUCAUAAAAAUUUGGAUAAAGAUGUUGAUUUCUUCAAGAAUACUCCUAGCACUACCGAAAAUGUCUGCGUUUACAUUUGGGAUAAUGUGAGACAAAAUUUGCAACGUCCAGAAUUAUUGUACGAAGUAAAGGUAUACGAAACUGAUAAAAAUGCUGUAUCAUAUCGCGGACCAUACCAUCAGAAUGGCUACUAUCCAAAUAUUCAGAGCAAACGUUCAGCUAAAACUUCAUGCACCAACAUUUCUUCAGAUUCUGACUAAUGAUUGACUAUGACUUUCUACUAUAUCGUAUGAAGAUGUUAUGAUUAUGAAUUUAUUAAAAGUUAGUUAAGAGAAUAUGUAUCGUAUAAAUAAAUGAGUAGUGAAUUUUUCGUAAGUCUA
Rhagoletis zephyria (snowberry fruit fly) is the source of this 919-nucleotide messenger RNA. It is a transcript of the gene pr, whose product is annotated as 6-pyruvoyl tetrahydrobiopterin synthase purple. Gene Ontology annotation, molecular function: 6-pyruvoyltetrahydropterin synthase activity. The record is from RefSeq and is a predicted model, not a curated record. Gene Ontology annotation, biological process: tetrahydrobiopterin biosynthetic process. NCBI's taxonomy places the organism in Eukaryota, Metazoa, Arthropoda, Insecta, Diptera, Tephritidae. Gene Ontology annotation, cellular component: mitochondrion.